CCUCACUGUUGACCGUGUGGAACCUGCCAGCUGCAGCCCAGCUCACCCCUGAUGCCAACCUGCUUGGAGUCACCCAGAGUGAGAAGGAUGUUGUUCCGUCUAUAUUUGGGACCCCUUGGUCACCCUAGACUCGUGGUAGAUUCAGAUCGCUGGCCAAGCCCACCAUUUCAAUCAGCCAGGGCACAGCCAUAGAGCACAGGGGAAAUGUGACCCUCUACUGUGACGCCAAAGAUGUCAACGUUACCAUCCACUGGGUCUCCAACAAUCGGCCCCUGGUGUCCCAUGAGCGCAAGCAGCUGUCCGCCGAUGGCAAGACCCUCACCAUCUUCCCUGUCCAGAGGGAAGACACCGGGAGUUACCAAUGUGAAGUUUGGGGUGUCCUCCAGGUCAUGAGCAGCGACCCCACCUUCCUGCUUGUGAAUUAUGGUCCUGACCCCGUCAAAAUCAAGGUGGAGUCCGGUGUACCCAACGGGGAGGCAGUUGAGGUGUUAGAGGGCAGCAACGUGACCUUCUCGGUAGAAACUCAGUCUUACCCACCCGCUGCCUAUUUAUGGUCUUUCCCCAAUGACUCCAAGCCCAUCAUGAGCUCGUUUCUCACCGCAAGCACGUUUACCAUCUAUGCCGUGUCCAAGGAACACGAGGGCACGUACAGCUGCUUGGUGUCCAACAGUGCCACCCAGCUGUGCCACAAGGCUACUCUUAAAUUCCACGUCCUUGAAAGGCUGACUAAGCCUUGCAUCAUGGCCCCGAACCAGACUCUCACAGAGAACACCAGCCUGGUGGCCCUGGCCUGCCAGGCCACCCAUAAGGGAGCUGCAGUCCAGUGGUUCCUGCGAGGCCAGCCCCUUCUGCCCAGCAAACACCUGGUGCUGUCAGCUGACAACAGGACCCUGGUCAUCCAUGGCCUUCAGCGCAAUGACACAGGGCCCUAUGAGUGUGAGGUCUGGAAGUGGAGCAGCCGGCUGCGGAGUGACCCCCUCAAGUUGAACAUCAGCUAUGGCCCUGAUCGAGUGGACAUCACCAGGGGGUCGGCGUCCAAGGUGGUGAACACCAUCAAGGCGGAGCUCAACUCCAGCCUGACCCUGCAGUGUCGGGCUGAAUCCCAGCCGGAUGCUGAGUUUCACUGGACCCUUGAAUCCUCCACCAGUGUCUGUACGGGGGAACAGCUGGUCAUCGAGGCCCUGACUUGGGAACACCAAGGGAUUUACAGCUGCACAGCUUUUAACUCUCUCACCCACCUAGCCCGCUCUGCCUCAGUCCUGGUCAGAGUGAUAGGUCCCGGGUCAUCCGUCUCUGAAGGGGCCAUCGCCGGCAUUGUCAUCGGGAUCCUGGCUUUCGUUGCUUUGGCCACAGGGCUGGGCUGUUUCCUCUACAUCAGAAGUGCCGAAGGGCCCUCAAGGAGAACAGCAGAGGAACCCAUCUAUGAGGUCACGACACCCACCUCUGAAGAGGGUCACCUUGCAGAGCCCGGUCGCAGUAAGUGA
This is a messenger RNA of Physeter macrocephalus (sperm whale), 1484 nucleotides long. It is a transcript of the gene CEACAM20, whose product is annotated as CEA cell adhesion molecule 20. The transcript has 7 exons. The annotation marks the transcript as partial. Gene Ontology annotation, molecular function: protein tyrosine kinase binding. Gene Ontology annotation, cellular component: plasma membrane; cell surface. NCBI's taxonomy places the organism in Eukaryota, Metazoa, Chordata, Mammalia, Artiodactyla, Physeteridae. The record is from RefSeq and is a predicted model, not a curated record. Gene Ontology annotation, biological process: regulation of immune system process; signal transduction.